Oldenlandia corymbosa var. corymbosa is the source of this 1516-nucleotide messenger RNA. The record is from the annotation of a GenBank genome assembly. Lineage: Eukaryota; Viridiplantae; Streptophyta; Magnoliopsida; Gentianales; Rubiaceae.
CUCAAAAUCUGGAUCUCUAACCGGGGUCAUGAGAUUACAUGUAAAUUUUCAAAACUUUAUCGAUUCCCUCGCUUUUCGCGUUCUCAAAGCCGUACUUCAAAUCACGGUCAAACUCAAAUAUACAGUUUUAUCUUUUUUGAGUCGGUUCCCGAGGAAUCCCAUUCUCACACGUCACUGCACCCAAAGUCUCCUUAUUUAUAUAAGAAGCCCAUUAUCACUCAAUUUUAUUUUUAUUGUUUGGUCUCUUUUUAGUUUACUUUAUUUUUCCUUACCCCUAAUUUUGUCAAUUCGAACAAAAAGAAAAAAAAAGGGCGAGUGAAGAUGUCUGCAACUCCGGCAAGUGGCGGCGCUGGCGCUGGCGCUGGUGAGGAUGAGAAGAAGCCCAUGGACGGAGCUUCUGGUGUUCACAUCAAUCUGAAGGUCAAGGGUCAGGAUGGAAACGAGGUGUUCUUCAGAAUCAAGCGCAGCACGCAGUUGCGCAAGCUCAUGAAUGCUUACUGUGAUAGACAGUCAGUUGACUUUAAUUCGAUUGCCUUCUUAUUUGAUGGACGAAGGCUUCGUGGAGAGCAAACUCCUGAUGAGCUUGAGAUGGAGGAUGGUGAUGAGAUCGAUGCAAUGCUACACCAGACUGGAGGUCACUAUGCAUGAUUGAGAUUACUAUUGUGGUUGCCUGGAGAUACAAUUGUGUAGUGAUGAAAGGAACCUUAAGUUAGAUCCAGCCCUUUUUAUGGUAUUUUAUAUGGGUGUACUUUUCCAAGUGCCGUCAUUUACUUUAUGCUCCUUGUGUUAGAAUGUUAAUUAAUCUUGGAGGGUUUUAAUUUUCCCUUUUGACUAUGUAUGUUUGAUAUGAUCGUUUUAGAAAUAUAGUGUGUUGCCAUGCUUGCUUGUUGAUUCUUGUUCCAUUCACUUCUGGAAUGGGAUGGGAGAUUUCAACUGGAAUCUGAUCUUCAUGAUCCAGACCGCACCUCCUACUGUGUAAAGCUAAUAAGGGGCAUGAAUAUCUGAAGUUGUCUUGGAAGUUACGGUUGUGUGAUGUUCUUUUAAAAAUUUGCCUAGUAGUAUUACUGUGGUGGUGAGGUUAGGCUCGGCCACUGAAUAGAAGGAAUGGGGCUGGCAGUCCUUCAUAUCGUAGUUGAAGAUAUACAAGGCCAACUUUGUGAACGACUAUCAUCUCUUGCGCUAUGAAUAAUUCACUUCUUCCCAUUUUCAUGAAUUAGAUUAACAUUCGUUAAAACAGUACAUGUGGUUUGUGAAGGAUACUACUAGUUUAAGUAUAUUCUCCAGGACUUAUCAGACAGUAAUAUGCGUCCUUAUUAAAGUAGGAACAUGCUGGGAUCACUAUCUCACGGUUAGAAACCUUGUACUUGGCUAGAAAUUAUUUAAGUCGCACCUUUUGUAUUAGUACUCCACUGAGGUGCAUGCUAUAUGUUCAGUAAUACAAACACCAAUUCCGCUUGAGGGGAAAUCUUACAAACGCCAGAACCAGAAUAGUGUGCAAAAGUCUAGAACAAAAUUA